UCGUAAAUUUUCACUAAUAUGGGGACGUCACCAUUGCCGGUGAAGGGCUACAAAUUUUAGGCCUAUACUCGGCGCUUACGGCCAUUGGGCAGGGAGGGAUCUUUGUCGUGCCACACUUGCUGUGACACGGGACCUCAGUGUUUGCAGUCUCAUCCGAAGGACCGCCCCAUUUAGUCGCCUCCUACGAUAAGCAAGAGGUUCUGAGGACCUAUUCUAACCCGGAUCCCCACGGGAGUGCACUUUAUAAAAAGGGGUCGGAACCCCAAGGGUCCGAUAAUGACCCUUCCCUUGUCUGUGUAUACAUAUAGGUCUAGUCUGUAUGUUUAAUUUCUAACGACCUUCAUAAAAGCACAGAAACGAUCCACUUGCAAAAUUGGGAUUUUAACCCCUCUCCCAUUACCAAAUCAUUUUAUUAUCAUAUUUUCCUUAAAAUGUGCAUGUAUUAUGCAGUUAGUCAGUUUCAUCAAAGGUAUUGAUCUGACGGGGGAAAAAAACUGAGUACGUGGAAUCGCGACGUCUUGGAUCAUUAAAUCAACUGUUUCUAAAGAAAUUUAAUUUCUGAACAUGAGAAUAAUAAUGUCUUGGAACCCCUCUAAUGUUAAAUAUACAUGUGAUCUAACGGUGAUGCAGGAAUAUGUAGCUAUACCCCCACCCCCACCCCCAAUAUCUGUUCUCGUUAUUAUUACAUGCAAAGUUUGAUAUAUUGACUACCCCCCCCCUCACUUUUUAAAAUAUGAAUUCGAUCUUGCAUUGUCUUUAUAUUUAUUUCAGCAAACUGGUAACAAGGGCUAGGCCCGUUUUGGACCCGAACUCUAUGAUACAAUGAAUUUACAAUAUUUGUGGUAUCACAGAGCCCGGGCCCAAAACGAACUUGACCCCUGUGAGACUGACAUUUCUGUGGGUGUGCAUAACAAAGAACGACAACUCUAAUUGAUUUAAGGUUCGGGCACGGACUGUACAAUAUUUUUGUGCAAAAGCAGACUGCAAGUCAUUGUGAUUGUUUUCUUCCUACAAAGUAUAAACAAACUCGGUCAGGUAAAUACUAUCACAAAAUGAUCUCAGGGGGCCAGCAUGGCGGCUAUAUUGCUCAUUUACGUGCAUGUAGGAACACUUACGAUAACCCUAGACCACUCGUAGGGUUACGAUCAAUACUGAUCGUAAAUCGCAAAUCGUAACUUUUAGUGAAACGGUCUUACGUGAUACGUUCACAUUUAAGUCUACGUUUACGAUCUACGAUCAUUUAGUGAAACGGCCGCCUGGUCGUGGUGUCUGUUCCUGUGACGUAGGGCUCCUUGAAGAGGGUUCGAAUUGUUUACAAGGUAAUCGACGCCUUUUCCAAUCUUGUGAAUCUGACAGACAAUGUACAGGAACUUAUGGGGUAGGGAAAUGUAAAGUCAUCGCUGGUAUACAAAUGUGUCACUGUCCGGAUAAGCAUACAGUCAUUCGAGACUUUUGUAUAAAAGUCGGGUCAGUCAUAGGGGAGUCGUGUACAAUUGAUAAAGAAUGUACCGGUACAAAAAAUGGCGGGAGAUGUGUCUACAGCGAGGGCAACGGUACAGAGUCUCAAACAUGUGUCUGUGAUGAGGGAUUUCCGACAAAUGGUUCAUUUUGUUUACCAGUUAACAAAACACUUUUUGAGACUUGUGAAAUAGACAAGCAGUGUAAUGGAACGUUAGGUCUGGAAAUCUGCAGAACAGCUGGCGAUCGAAAAAUAUGUGCAUGUGGACCUGAGUACCAUGAGGAUAAAACGUCCCUUACAUGUCAUAAAGUUGGAAAACGGAUAUUCGAGUCGUGCAUGGUGGAUGACCAGUGUACUGGGACGAAUAAUGCUGACGUUUGUGCUUAUCAGGAUAAAACAUCAACUAGAAUAUGUGUAUGCAGUGAUGGAUUUGAGUGGGUGAAUGAAUCGUGUGUACCAACUGGAAGAGAGUUACUAGAAUCAUGUGUGUUUAAUGUACAGUGUAAUGGAACUAAUAGUGCCACAAUUUGUAAAUCGUUUGGAAAUAAAUCGUUAUGCUUUUGUGAUGAAGGUAUGCUGGAAUUCGACGGAAGGUGCAUUGAAGCUGGCAGGAGCCUUGGUGAUCCCUGUGAAAUGGACAGGCAGUGUACAGGAACACUGCAUGCUGGUGUCUGUGGUGAAAAAAGGAGGUGUUCGUGUGACCAGGGGUUCAUCGAAGACCAUAGCGAGUGUGUAAAAGAUGCCAGCGAUAUGCCACGCGUCAUUAAUGACAGUGAUAGUGAAGACAGUGUAGUUGAGGAAUGA
Molecule: messenger RNA, 2263 nt
Organism: Ostrea edulis (European flat oyster)
Lineage: Eukaryota; Metazoa; Mollusca; Bivalvia; Ostreida; Ostreidae
Product: sushi, nidogen and EGF-like domain-containing protein 1
Exons: 8
Coding region: 1412-2263 (283 amino acids)
Source: RefSeq, a predicted model, not a curated record